AUGUUUGGAGCAGAAAAUCCGUUGGAGGGCUCUUUGUCCUCAAAGCAGCUCAACUACAUCAGAGACACCUUUGCAGCUGUUUCCAGCAUAUCUGGUCACAUCAACAGAGAUCAGUUUGAAGAGGUGUUUCUGAAGCUGGAACUCAAACCCACCCUUGAACAGAUCGAUGAGUUGUGGCAAAGUAUGGACACGACGAAUUGUGGGCAGGUGGACAUCAAGGACUUCACCAGAGUCUGCGGAGAACUUUUGAUCGCUACGACAUUCCCAAGAGAGGGGAUUGCCAGCUCCAACUCAACAGAAAUGGCAGAUUUCAAGAGAAUUUUCGGCACUCAGAUUCCUCCUUGGCUGGAAAACGAUGGCUGGCCUCUACAGUCCGAGUCCUUGGGGACGCAACUUCGGAUCAACUGCUUGCAGACUCGGCUAUCAGGGACUGGGGAGCUUUUCAGAAUGCUGAUUGAGAAAAUCAGCCACCUGGAGGUUUGUAGGAGCAGCCUGACUCACGAGGUAGAGGCAUUGAAACCCUGUCAGGAGAAGCUGGUGGAGUUCCUCUGCUCCCUCGUCGCUCACCUGAUCUCCAGGCUGAAGAAGGAGCAGGACAAGACCAAGUCCCUGCAGCGCGAGAACGAGUCGUUGACUCGGGACCUGAGUGUGCUAAGGAGGAUGGUCAUAGAACUUGGCGGAGACGAGUCCUCGCUGCCUGCGAAGCGUUCGGCUUUCACAAAGGAGCAGGAGCACAUCUUGCACGAGCUGCAAGAGCAGUGUCGCACCCUGACGUUGUCUAACCCACGUGCCGACACCCAUUGUCGCCCCCCUGACGUCGCUCGUGUAAAGGUUCGAGAGUUGUCAAUGCCGGACGAGAGGUACUGCAGGCUUGAGGAGUGCGUAGAGCAGUUGACUCGCACCAAUGCCGAGCUGAUCGAGAAGUGCGAGGCCUCUGAGUCUCUCCUGCAGUCCGUCCUGCAGGUUUUCGCCCCCUCCUCCUCUCCUCCCUUUGACGCAGGUCACCCGGAAGACGCAGUGACGAUGGGUCAGCUCGAGUGCAGCCGCAUCCAACAUGCGCAGAUUCUCUCCAGCAAGAUCAGUCAAGAGCUUGCAAGUCGCCUCGACCUCGCUGCUGUGCUGCUUUCCGCCAAGUUCGGUCCUGUUGAAGGAAGUGCUGCGGGGGAUGUCGAGCGGCAGCAGGACGAAGAGGAGGAGGCGGAGAGUGCCAACGGGGGGGGAGGGGCCGAGAGGGUCCAAAAGAGUUUGCAGAGGUUCGACGAGGGUGCGGAGAGCUGGCUGGCAGCUCACCAGCAGCUGGGGGAGGAGGAGGAGGUGAAGAAGGCCAGGGCACUCCGAGACAAAAUCAGCCUUGUGGGCGAAGUGCUGGAUGCAAGGAGCGCACUAGAGGGUUAUCUUUACUCCCUGCGUGUCGCUGAGAGGAACGUGGAAAAUCUUGCGGAUGCCAACAGUCAGAUCAUGCGGCAACUUCUGCUCCAUAUGCUCAACAAGAAGUCAGUGGAUAUGUCGAGAUGUUCGAGCCUGACAGUCAGCGCAGGGAGGCCAAGGAAAGCUCGAGAGAACGAAGGGGGGGUCAGGGGGUCAGGGGAGGUGAGGAGGUGGGCAGUGAAGAUGCGAGGUAGGAUGAAGUGGUGGAAGGAGAAAAAGAGAAUGAAAGAGCAGGAGGACCAGGACCAGGACCAGGACCAGGACCAGGACCAGGACCAGGACAAGGAGCAGGAGGAGCAGGAGCAGGAGCAGGAGCAGGAGCAGGAGCAGGCAGGAGCAGGAGGCGGAGCAGCAGGAGCCGCAGGAGCAGGAGAACGAGGAGGAAGGAGAGGAGAAAAGGGAGGAGGUUCAGAAGCUUAUACGGUAGCAAGAGAACAAGCAGAGCUCUACAACUCUCUUCUUACUCCUAAAGUGGGCCCGGGUUCCAGCACUCAGAAGAUGCCCCUGGCUUCGGUAAGAUUCCUCGCUGCGCAAGACAGUACCGUCCUUGGGGCAGAACUUUACACGAAGCACUCCUCCUCCUACUACUACGAGCCUCCUACUACUCUCCUGAUCGCCUUCGAGAAGCUUAUGAAGCGAGCCAAUGCAAUCACUGAAGACAUGAUCCGAGAGGACGAGGGCGAGGACGAGGACGAGGGCGAGGGCGAGGACGAGGGCGAGGACGAGGACGAGGGCGAGGGCGAGGACGAGGACGAGGGCGAGGACGAGGGCGAGGGCGAGGGCGAGGACGAGGGCGAGGACGAGGACGAGGGCGAGGGCGAGGACGAGGGCGAGGGCGAGGACGAGGACGAGGAGGAGAGGACGAGGACAAGGACAAGGACGCUUCAGGGGUGA
Messenger RNA from Guillardia theta CCMP2712, 2322 nucleotides. RefSeq lists its product as hypothetical. The transcript has 22 exons. Bases 1 to 2322 code for a protein of 773 amino acids. Gene Ontology annotation, molecular function: calcium ion binding. NCBI's taxonomy places the organism in Eukaryota, Cryptophyceae, Pyrenomonadales, Geminigeraceae. The record is from RefSeq and is a predicted model, not a curated record.